Orcinus orca (killer whale) is the source of this 1006-nucleotide messenger RNA. RefSeq names its product testis expressed 12 (gene TEX12). Gene Ontology annotation, biological process: synaptonemal complex assembly. The record is from RefSeq and is a predicted model, not a curated record. Lineage: Eukaryota; Metazoa; Chordata; Mammalia; Artiodactyla; Delphinidae. Gene Ontology annotation, cellular component: central element.
UGCCGCCGAGCCGCAGACUGCUCUCGGGCAGGGGCUGUGGGGAUGAGCGCCGAUGAACGUGUGACAGGGUGUGAAGCAAGGCAGUGAGAGAGGGUGGACACUUACCCGGAGGGUCUCUAGUGGGGCUGAAAAGCUAGUGGGGAAGAAAGGAGGGGCGCUGCGGGAAGUGAGAAGUAAGAUAGGUGGGAUGGCCUGGUAGGCCGAGAUGGCGGUGGGAGGAAAGAGAAGCUCUUGCCUCCAGAAUAUGGCCAGUCACCUUGUAAAACCUGAUUCUAGAAAUUGCAAGAGACCAAGAGAGUUGGAGCCUCAAAUGCCAGAUAGUCCACAACUGUCCUGUCUUGGAAAAUCAGAUUCUUCUUUCUCUGAAAGCUCUGGACUAUUUUAUAAAGAUGAAGCCCUGGAGAAAGAUUUGAGUGAGAGAGCAGCAGUAGAUGCAUCUUAUAUUGACGAGAUAGAUGGACUCUUCAAAGAAGCCAAUACUAUUGAAAACUUUCUAAUACAGAAAAGAGAGCUCCUGAGACAGAGGUUUACGGUGAUUGCAAACACACUACACAGAUAAAAUUGUAUACUUAAAAUAAGCUGAGAAUUUAAGCCCAGUAUUGUUGUAAUGAAAGAAUGGCAUUUGUGCUCUGAAUGCUCUCCAGUUGUUAAGAAAAUGUAUACCUUAAAUAUAGAAGGGGAAACUCCUUAAAUUUCUUUUCUCGAUUUAAAAGGGGCAUUAAGCUGGACAUUAAUAUGAUACAUAGCUUUUCUUUUGAGAGUCAAAUAUUUGUCAUAUUUUAUAAAAGUGUAAACUAUUUAAAUUGUAUAUGGAGCCUCUUCUUUUUUUUUCUUAAACCUCCUAACCUUUCUUAAAUUUCUAAGACUCAGUGAGUUAAUUUGAUAAUAUUUAACAACAUUGCACUUUUUCUUUUAGAAUAUUUUGUUUAAAUAGCAGAUAGAUAGCUUUGGAGAUGGUUUUAAGAUGUUUUUCAUGGUCAGCAUUGAAAAAAAUUAAAACCCAAAA